Amblyraja radiata (thorny skate) is the source of this 1884-nucleotide messenger RNA. RefSeq names its product pseudouridine synthase 10 (gene pus10). The coding region runs from base 227 to 1810 and encodes 527 amino acids. Lineage: Eukaryota; Metazoa; Chordata; Chondrichthyes; Rajiformes; Rajidae. The transcript is spliced from 18 exons. Gene Ontology annotation, molecular function: pseudouridine synthase activity; RNA binding. The record is from RefSeq and is a predicted model, not a curated record. Gene Ontology annotation, biological process: tRNA pseudouridine synthesis.
AUACAGGAAAACACAACCUUAUCCAAUAGAAGAACGGAACAUAGCCGCGCCGGGCGAUGCGAAGUCAAUGGGAUUUGACGUUACAUGGAGACAGUAUCUUACUGAAAGGCUUCUGAAAAAUCGUAGUCACUUUCAUAGGAUCUUUGCUUUCUAGUUGUGAGCAAUCACUUCCGGGAACAGGGUUAUUCGGAUGUUGCAGGUGGCAAAUAGUUGAGGAUCCGAAGUCAUGUUUCCGUUGCUGGAGAAGGACAAGGCAGUGGUGCGGGCACUGCUGAAGGCAGGAUCCUGCCCUCGAUGUGUGCUGCGAUUCUGUUGUGUGGGAAACCAAGCUUCGUACAAACUUUCUUCCAAGGAACUGUCCACUGCACUCUACAAAUUCUUGAAUGACAAUGAAUAUAAAUCUGAACCAAUGGCGAAUGAUCAACCACUUUGUAAGAAACUAAGAUUGGAGGAUUGCGAGAAUAAAGAUAUGGAUUUGGACAAAAAUGGAGCAGCCAACGUGCCAUCAAAUGAAGCGUUGUUUGCUGAUGUUGGUGUUCGGACUUGCACCGUGUGUCUGGGUGUUCUGCAGGACCUUGGUGAAAACGAUUUUGUGAAGAAGGUGUGUGGUAAAGUGGGAUCUGCUGGAUAUCAUUUUAGUAGCCUUGUAUUUUCAGUUUCGCUGCCUCCACAGCUCUUGGUUAGAGAGCAUGCCGCUUGGUUGCUGGUAAAACAGGAAGCUGGGCAACAAGGAAGUUUCUUAACAAAGGGUGAUAUUUUACAAAUAAAAGAGGUUUUUAAGUGGAUAACCCACCCUCAGAUUUCUGAAGAACUGGGUGUUCCUGUGGAUGCCAAGAGCUUAUUUGAAGUGAGUGUGGUCUUUGCUCAUCCUGAAACAGAUGGGGAUUGCCAUUUUCUGGCCACAGUGUGUCGUGACUGCUUCAGACCAACAAAAAACAAGCAGUCUAUUUUCACACGAAUGGCAGUGGUAAAAGCUUUGGAGAAGAUAAAAGAUGAUGAGUUCCUUGAACAGUUUCCUCGUCAGCUUGUAGCACCCAAAGGCUCCUGUAUGGUUCAGAAAAUUCACUGCGCCCACAACUCAGUCUACGUGGCAGGCAGAUAUAACAAGUACUCCAGAACUCUGCCACAGACUCCUUGGGUAAUUGAUGGAGAGAGAAAAAUGGAAUCCUCAGUCGAAGAACUUAUCGGAGAGCCACUGAAGAAGCUGUUUGAAGUGAACAAUUUAAAUUUUUCUUCUUCAGGGAGGGAAGAUGUCGAUGUCAGAGCCUUGGGAAAUGGUAGACCCUUUGCGAUCGAGCUGCUUAACCCACAUAGAACAUCCUUUCUUCAAAAAGAGAUAAAAGAACUUCAGCAGAAAAUUAAUAACUCUACUGAUAAAAUUCGAGUUCGGGAUUUACAGAUAGUAACCAGGGAAGCAAUAGGACACAUGAAGGAAGGUGAAGAAGAGAAGACAAAGUCCUAUAGUGCGCUAAUUUGGACAGAGAAGCCCAUUGAAAGAAAUGACAUCACAUUUCUCCAGGAUAUAAAGGACCUAAAGAUUGAUCAGAAGACGCCACUGCGAGUUCUUCACCGAAGACCUCUGGCUGUAAGAAUACGGGUCAUACACAACAUGAAAGUAGAGUAUAUAGAUCAACAUAAUUUCCGUCUGUAUUUGAAGACUCAGGCUGGAUCCUAUGUUAAAGAGUUUGUACAUGGAGACUUUGGACGUACAAAGCCGAAUCUUUGCACGCUAAUGAACACAACAGCAGACAUUCUUGAACUCGAUGUGCUGUCUGUAGAUAUUGACUGGCCUCCUAAAUUGGAUGAAUGAAGUUUAUGCAACUGCUGGAUAAUCGUGCCCGGUUAAAGCUACAGCCAAAAAAAACAUUAAAUAUAUAAUUGGAA